Messenger RNA from Drosophila obscura, 2662 nucleotides. It is a transcript of the gene Muc91C, whose product is annotated as pro-resilin. Gene Ontology annotation, biological process: positive regulation of transcription by RNA polymerase II. Gene Ontology annotation, cellular component: RNA polymerase II transcription regulator complex. Bases 27 to 2444 code for a protein of 805 amino acids. The transcript has 2 exons. Gene Ontology annotation, molecular function: transcription coactivator activity. The record is from RefSeq and is a predicted model, not a curated record. NCBI's taxonomy places the organism in Eukaryota, Metazoa, Arthropoda, Insecta, Diptera, Drosophilidae.
CAGCAGAAGAAGCAGCAGCAUCAGUCAUGCGAUUGCUUUUUGGUGUCAUCGCCGUCGUCGUCGUUGGCGUCGCCCUGGUCCACGAUGCGGCAGCCGCGAAACGUGAGGCGCCGCUGAACAACGGCUACCUGCCGCCCUCAUCGUCCUUGCCCCACAGGCCAUCCUCCAAGUACGGCGCACCACCGCCCAGCUCCUAUCUGCCCCCAGCCUCUGGCCCGGCCCCCUCCUUCAAUGCUGGUCCAUCCAGCAGCUAUGGCGCUCCCCCCCAGAGCAGUUCGUCGGGCGGUCCAUAUCCGGCUGCAGCGCCACGUCCGUCCAGCUCCUAUGGAGCCCCAGCCCAGCGACCCUCCUCCAGCUACGGCGCACCGCCCAGUCGCCCCAGCCAAUCGUACGGACCUCCACCACAGGCCAAGAAACAUCACCAGCGUCGUCCGUCUUCCAGCUACGGCGCCCCGCGGCCAGCACCACCUUCCUCUUCCUAUGGUGCACCUGCACCCCCUUCCAAAUCUUACGGAGCACCUGCUCCACCCUCCAAGUCCUAUGGACCACCCCCACAGCCAUCAUCAUCUUAUGGAGCUCCCGCACCACCUUCUUCGUCCUAUGGAGCACCUGCACCCCCUUCCAAAUCUUACGGAGCUCCCGCGGCACCUUCAUCUUCAUAUGGUGCACCUGCACCCCCUUCUUCGUCCUAUGGAGCACCUGCACCCCCUUCCAAAUCUUACGGAGCACCUGCUCCACCCUCCAAGUCCUAUGGAGCUCCCGCACCCCCUUCUUCGUCCUAUGGAGCACCUGCACCCCCUUCCAAAUCUUACGGAGCACCUGCUCCACCCUCCAAGUCUUAUGGACCACCCCCGCAGCCAUCAUCAUCCUAUGGAGCCCCUGCACCACCUUCUUCUUCCUAUGGAGCACCUGCGCCACCCUCAAAAUCGUAUGGCGCACCCGCACAGCCCUCACAGUCCUAUGGAGCACCCGCGCAGCCAUCCUCCAGCUAUGGAGCACCUUCCCAAGGUCCCACGAACUCGUACCUGCCUCCCAUCUCGCGGCCCGCGAAGCCUUCCGCGGCCUACAAUGCGCCCAGUGUGAGCAGCUUCGUGCCACUGGCAUCGGCGCCCUCGACCAACUACGGGACUCCGUCGAAGACCCAGUCGCUGGGAAGCAGUGGAUACACCUCGGGACCAGCCGCAUCUUAUGAGGCGCCUUCGUCGUCGUACGGUUCUCCAUCGGUCUCCUCAUCGUUCCAACCAGUCUCAGCGCCUUCGUCCAGCUAUGGAGCACCCAGCGCCGGCUCCGGCUCUGGCAGCUUCUCCUCGGCACCUUCCUCGUCCUACGGUGCGCCAAGCAAGGGUUCCGGCAGUGGUGGAUCAUUCCACUCGGCGCCCUCCAGCUCCUACUCUGCGCCAAGUGCUAGCGCCAACAGCGGAGGAUCCUAUCCUUCUGCUCCCUCUUCCUCGUACUCCGCACCAAGCCCCAGCGCCAACAGCGGAGGAUCUUACCCAGCUGCUCCCUCUUCCUCGUACUCCGCACCAAGCCCCAGCGCCAACAGCGGAGGAUCCUAUCCUUCUGCUCCCUCUUCCUCGUAUUCCGCGCCAAGCCCCAGCGCCAACAGCGGAGGAUCUUACCCAGCUGCUCCCUCUUCCUCGUACUCCGCACCAAGCCCCAGCGCCAACAGCGGAGGACCUUACCCAGCUGCUCCCUCUUCCUCGUACUCCGCACCAACCCCAGCGCCAACACGAGGAUCCUAUCCUUCUGCUCCCUCUUCCUCGUAUUCCACGCCAAGCCCCAGCGCCAACAGCGGAGGAUCUUACCCAGCUGCUCCCUCUUCCUCGUACUCUGCACCAGGCCCCAGUGCAAACAGCGGCGGACCGUAUCCAUCGGCCCCAUCCAGCUCUUACGGUGCUCCCAGUGGUAGCUCGAACAGUGGCGGACCCUACCCUGCUGCCCCGUCCUCUUCGUACUCGGCACCCAGCAGCAGUUCCAACAGUGAUGGACCUUACCCUGCUGCCCCAUCCAACUCGUACAGUGCGCCCUCCACGUCGUACGGUACUCCUUCGUCGGGAUCUAGCUCUGGCAGCUACAGCUCUGGAUCUGGCUCAGGUUCGGGCUCAUCCUUUUCGGCAGCUCCUGCAUUCGGCUCGUCUUCGUCCGCCUCGGCAAGCGGUGGCUAUCCCUCGGGUCCGUCCAGCUCAUAUAGCGCUCCUUCCAGCUCGUAUGGAGCACCUGCUGCCGAUGACGGCUUUCCCAGUGGUCCCUCGUCCAGCUAUAGCGCAGCGCCCGCCAGCGGUUCGUCCAGCUCUGGCUCGUAUCCCAGUGCACCCUCGUCCUCCUACGGGUCGCCCGCUGAGGACUCUGGCUACAACUACUCCGGUCCCAGCCAAAGCCAAGUGCCCGAGACCAUCCAGCAGGGCUACAGCUCCAACGGCGGCUACACCUACCGCAAGAAGUGAGCCGCUGCAUCGCAUCCGCCACGUGCCUUCGAAUACUCUCGAGCCCAUCAUGUCAUCGCUUUCAUCUCAAAUGCGUCGCCAUUUUUAUUCGUAUUUCGUAUCUGUAAAUUAUUCCACGAACGGCACACAGUCCGUCCUUUUUUUCUUGUCUCCCAUUGAACUCUAGCCGUAACUCAUUGUAUCAUUAGAUAUAACAAAAUGUUUGUUAAAUAAACACG